Molecule: messenger RNA, 577 nt
Organism: Symbiodinium pilosum
Lineage: Eukaryota; Dinophyceae; Suessiales; Symbiodiniaceae
Source: the annotation of a GenBank genome assembly
GCUUCUCAGCCCAAAAGGCUGCCGGCAUCGUGUAUAGUAAGUCGUUCAGCGAGAUAACGGACGAGUCCGUAUCAACGAAUUUCACGGUUGGUUCCGAGAGCGACCUGGCUGGCGACUUUGAUGACUCAGAAUGGGAAGUCCCAAACGAGUCAGCUGACACGAGAAAGCCGCCGGCAAGCUUCCGAGUGUCUCGGGAACCGCCGCGAAAUACCCUAUCCAACCAGGAGGUUUUGGUGGACUCCGGCUGCCUCCAGCGACGCCGCCAGAUCACUUGGUGGCGUCGAGACCGUCUCCGCGACUACCUCUCACGCCAUGGCUUCGGUGGCGUGAACGAACCCCGAAGUUGGCAAAUCCCCGAUGAGGAGACGUUGUUUCCUCUGCAUUUUGCAGCACAGAGUGGCUGUCACCGUAUGGUCCACCAGCUUAUCAAAGAAGGGGCAGACGUCCACAAGAAAACAUCCCUUGGGCGAACCGCGUUGGAGCUGGCAACAGAGGCAGAUGCCUCUGGCUCCCAUCGCAUGGUCAUAGACCUGCUCAGCGGACGAUGGAACAUCAUGAAAUUGCGCGACCUUCGAAG